AUGAAACUUUUACCAACUGAUCAGCGCACCGUCAGGGACUCGAAGGGGAGUGCGAUGGGUUCCGUUGCCGCAACCGUCAGUCCCGCCAUCUCCGGAUCGCUGCCAAUCCAGCUGUUCGAGAAUGCGAAUGCCUGGGAGACAUGGCUGGAAGCCAACUGCGCGCAGUCAACGGGACUGUGGUUGAAGAUCAGCAAAAAAGGGUCCGGAAUUGCGUCCGUUACCUACGACGAAGCCGUCGACACGGCAUUAUGUUUUGGAUGGAUUGACGGCCAGAGAAAAUCGCUCGAUGCAGAGCACUUUAUCCAAAAGUUCACUCCCCGUCGGAAGAAGAGCAUGUGGUCCAAGCGGAAUGUUGACAAGGUCGCCGAACUGAUCGCUGCGGGGCGCAUGCGCGAUGCGGGACAACUCGAAAUCGAGGCGGCGAAGGCGGACGGGCGGUGGGAGAAGGCAUACUCGUCGUCGAGCGUGAUGCAGGUCCCAGCCGACUUUCGAGCGGCCCUGGAUCGCAACAAGAAGGCGAAGGCAUUCUUUGAGGGCCUUAACAAGACCAAACGCUAUUCGUUUCUUUGGCGCAUCGAGACUGCGAAGCGGGACGAGACACGGCAGAAACGGAUUGAGCAGUUUGUGCAGCUCCUUAGCGAGGGGAAAUCACUUUGA
This is a messenger RNA of Canariomyces notabilis, 657 nucleotides long. RefSeq lists its product as uncharacterized. The record is from RefSeq and is a predicted model, not a curated record. NCBI's taxonomy places the organism in Eukaryota, Fungi, Ascomycota, Sordariomycetes, Sordariales, Chaetomiaceae. The transcript is spliced from 2 exons. Bases 1 to 657 code for a protein of 218 amino acids.